AUGCUGAAACCAAACUCGCCCACUAUCCUCGACAUCCGUCGCAGCAACUUUGAUGAUUCCAUUCUCGAUCAGGUGUGGCAAGGCUUGAAGAGUCAACCCAAAACGCUUCCAGCACUGUUAUUCUAUAGUACCGAAGGAAUCCAGCACUGGAACCAACACUCUCAUGCCAGCGACUUUUAUCCCAGGAAGGAAGAAACACAAAUCCUUCGGGAUGAGGCAACGAAGAUGGCUGCAUCCAUCAAGGACGGGAGCAUAGUUGUUGAUCUGGGAAGCGCUUCCUUGGACAAGGUUCUUCUGCUACUUGAGGCACUUGAAGACGCGCGCAAGUCCGUUACCUACUAUGCGCUCGAUCUAAGUUUCGAGGAACUGGAAUCAACUCUCCAAGCAAUCCCCCAAAGCAAAUUUCGUUAUGUACGCCUAGGUGGUCUUCAUGGAACUUUUGAAGACGGACUUCACUGGCUAGAUGAGACCCCUCAUGUUCAGAAUCUCCCUCAUUGCUUGCUAUUAUUCGGUCUCACGAUCGGUAACUUCUCUCGCUCGAAUGCAGCGGAGUUUCUGCGCAAUAUUGCACAAAAGGCUUUGGCCCGGUCUCCGGAUCAAAGUUCUAUCAUCAUGGCUCUCGAUAGUUGCAAAGUUCCAACCAAGGUACUUCGCGCAUACACCGCAGAUGGUGUGGUUCCCUUUGCUCUCGCGUCCUUGAAGUAUGGCAAUCAUCUUGCCGAAAAGCAGUAUGGCCUGGGCCAGUCAGCCAUUUUCAAUCCCCAUGAAUGGCAAUAUCUCAGUGAAUGGAAUUUUGUCCUGGGCAGACAUGAAGCCUCUUUAAUUCCUACCUCGCGCGAGGUGACAUUGCAGUCCCCUUCGAAUCAGGUCGUUGUUCGGCGCGAUGAGAAAGUCCGAUUCGGUUGCAGCUACAAAUACGACGAGGAGGAGCGAGAGGAGCUUGUUUCUUCUGCAGGACUGUACGAGUCCAGUGUUUGGUCACAUAAGGGGUUUGACGUGGCAUUCUAUCAACUGAAGCUUGCCUCGCCAUCUUCCUGA
Messenger RNA from Penicillium macrosclerotiorum, 1038 nucleotides. Its product is annotated as EasF. The transcript is spliced from 2 exons. The coding region runs from base 1 to 1038 and encodes 345 amino acids. The record is from RefSeq and is a predicted model, not a curated record. Gene Ontology annotation, molecular function: methyltransferase activity. Lineage: Eukaryota; Fungi; Ascomycota; Eurotiomycetes; Eurotiales; Aspergillaceae.